CCAGUGUCACUUGAGGUAGGUUUUUCUUUUCCCCAGGACACUUCCUCAUUUUUCUGUCCCAGCUCUCCUUCCUUCCACACACAGUCUCAACGAUGUUUGUCUUCUCGUGGUUUUCGGCUACGACCUGGACUCUGCUGGUUCUCUGUUUCACCCUCUUGUUGCUCUAUGGCAUUUGGCCUUAUAGGUUCUUCAAAAAGCUGGGAAUACCCGGACCACGGCCGCUGCCUUUCAUGGGAACAAUGAUGUACUUCAGGAAGGGGAUUGAUGUCUUUGACCGCGAGUGCCAAGCGAAGUACGGCGACGUCUGGGGGUUGUACGAUGGGCGGUCACCGGUGUUGAUGGUGUCAGACCCGGACAUGAUAAAGAGUGUGAUGGUGAAGGAGUGCUACUCUACGUUCACCAACCGCAGGGAAGACACUCUGGGUGGACCUUUUAAAGACGCCAUUACAGUGGUCAAAGAUGAGAGGUGGAAACGGAUUCGCAGCUCUUUGUCUCCGUGCUUCACCAGUGGAAGACUGAAACAGGUUUAUCCCAUCGUUGCUCGCUAUGCGGACCGGCUCGUCGAGAAACUUGGACAAAACAACGCGGACGACCCGGUCGACGUCAAACAGUUUGUGGCGCCGUACAGUUUGGACGUGGUGACCAGUGCGUCUUUCGGCGUCGAGGCGGAUUCCAUCAACAAUCCAGAUGACCCGACUGUUGUUAACGUCAAGAAGGUUAUUAACUUCAGACUCUGGCCUUUUUUUUUAUCAAUGAUAUUACCCUUUGGCGCUCAGCUGGUGAAGCUGCUGAAGAUCGAGAUUAUGCCCCAACUCAGUGUGGAUUAUUUCUUCAACAUCAUCAAGAGCUUUAAAGACCAGCGGUCUGCAGAAGAUUCUAGUCGAGCGGACUUCCUGCAGGUGAUGGUCCAGAGCGAGAUCCCGGACAUAAAGAACGGGCAGGAGCAGCCGAGCAAAGGCUUGACUGAACAGGAGAUCCUCUCCCAGGCCUUCAUUUUCAUCUUCGGCGGCUACGAGACCACCAGCACCACUAUCUCCUUCAUCCUCUACAAUCUGGCCACCAACCCCGACGCCAUGCACGUCUUGCAGGAAGAGCUCGACGCCAACCUGGACAGAGAUGCGCCGGUCUCAUACGAGGACCUGCUCCGCCUGCAGUACCUGGACCAGGUCAUCAGCGAGUCGAUGCGUUUUAUUCCCACGGCGCCGCGGCUUGAGAGGACCUGCAAAAAAACCACGCAGCUCCACGGCGUCACCGUCCCCGAGGGAACCCUUGUCGGGAUUCCCGUGUCCUUGUUACACAAGGAUCCGCGCUUUUGGAGCUCGCCUGAGCUCUUCAGACCAGAGAGGUUCAGUAAGGACAGUGGGGAGGAGGUGAACCCGUACGUCUACAUGCCGUUCGGCCUCGGGCCUCGCAACUGCGUCGGGAUGCGCUACGCCGUCCUCGUCGUGAAGAUGGUGAUCGUCCGCCUCCUGCAGCAUUACACUUUGGAAACGUGCCGAGACACCAUGAUUCCUUUAGAGUUUGACUGGAAGUUCCAGCCGACUAAGCCGAUAAAACUCAACUUUGUUCCCAGACGACACUAGUCCAGGAGCGAGGGAGAAGCAGUGUCGGAGCAGGACGCACUGUGAACACCACGACGUCUCAUCCUCGUGAAACAAGCGAAUUUAUCUGAUGUUUGAGUGAAAGGAAGAAAAAACGUAAACUUGACUUUGCCGCCAUCUGCUGGUUUAUAAUUAUAAUGCUAAUUUGUACUGUUACCUGUACGCGCUUCAACACAAGACACCGGAGGGGUUUUUUCCCCUUUGACCUUUCGUAGCUUCAGAUGGCGUAUGCAUCCUCUUUGAAUUGCUCUGUGUCUGUUUCGGGUUCUUUGUCUCUUUGUGAUUGUCUUGUGUCCUUAUGUAGUUUUUUUGUGAGUUUAUUUCUCUGUGGUUGUCGUGUCUAUUUGUGAUGAUGUUGUGUCGCUUGUCGUUGUUUUUGUGUCUUUGAGUUCCUUACACAUUUUCUCUUUGAAGAAGAAGAAAAAAAGAAGUUUUUUCACAGAAACUUCAGUGGAGCCAACUGGAUUUGUACCUUGUUGGAAAGUUAUUAAAGAGAAGUGAACAGUC
Messenger RNA from Scophthalmus maximus (turbot), 2108 nucleotides. Its product is annotated as cytochrome P450 3A30-like. The transcript has 13 exons. Gene Ontology annotation, molecular function: steroid hydroxylase activity; oxidoreductase activity, acting on paired donors, with incorporation or reduction of molecular oxygen; iron ion binding. The record is from RefSeq and is a predicted model, not a curated record. The coding region runs from base 93 to 1583 and encodes 496 amino acids. NCBI's taxonomy places the organism in Eukaryota, Metazoa, Chordata, Actinopteri, Pleuronectiformes, Scophthalmidae.